Molecule: messenger RNA, 2012 nt
Organism: Elaeis guineensis (African oil palm)
Lineage: Eukaryota; Viridiplantae; Streptophyta; Magnoliopsida; Arecales; Arecaceae
Product: rhomboid-like protein 20
Cellular component (GO): membrane
Molecular function (GO): serine-type endopeptidase activity; protein binding
Source: RefSeq, a predicted model, not a curated record
UUUUCUGCGCUGCGGUGCACGAGGAAUUUUUCCUCCAGACAAAUGGGCAAGAUUGAAUGGAGUCAAUCGGUCAAAACUCAACUUUUGAUGGUUAAAGAUGGCUUGAGAUGGAGGAAACAGCUACCAUCGACCCGUAUACUUCCUCGAAACUGAGGGCAGAAAGAGUAACACAGCCUCUUCCCUCUUUUGGUCUUUCUAACUCGUCGCUCCCUCCAUCCCCCGAACCUGUAGGGUAAAACCAAAAAAUCCAUCUUUUUCGCUUCUUCCGCCUCCACAAGAUGAACGGCGGACCAUCUGGAUUCCACAAUGCUCCAGUCACGAGAAUCUUGGUCUUCGCGACCGCUCUCUUUACAAUCGUCUUUGGAGUUAAGGGCCGUUCUCCUCGGUUAGGACUAUCGCGUCAGGACAUCAUCAAUAACCUUCACAUAUGGAGGGUUAUCUCUGCAAUGUUUGCCUUUUCAUCAACACCAGAGUUACUGUUUGGGCUGUAUUUGCUCUAUUACUUCAGGAUAUUUGAGAGACAGAUAGGCUCUAAUAAAUACUCAGUCUUCAUUUUAUUCUCUGUGAUAUUGUCAUUGUUGUUUGAGGUCCUAGCUUUGGUGCUUCUUAGAGAUCCCACCUUAGGUGUACUUGCAUCUGGACCAUUUGGUCUUAUAUUUGCCUCUUUUGUACCUUUUUACUUUGAUAUACCAGUUAUAUCACGGUUCCGUAUAUUUGGUAUACACUUCAGUGACAAGUCUUUCAUAUAUUUGGUGGGCCUUCAGCUUCUUUUGUCAUCCUGGAAACGGUCACUUGUACCUGGUAUAUGCGGUGUACUUGCUGGUUCCUUGUAUCAUCUUAAUGUGUUUGGCAUCCGUAGGAAAAAGUUUCCGGAAAUGGUAGCAUCAUUUUUCUCAUGGUUAUUCUUGUCCUCUUCUACAAGCUCAUCACGCACACCAUCAAGUGGGAAUGUAAUCGGAAAUGUACCUUCUUAUGCAGCUCGUGAAGUACAGCGAAAUUAUCCUUCCUCUUUGCAUGCUCCAGUUCCAGAGCCACCGGAGUCUUCUGUUGCUACAUUAGUAUCCAUGGGCUUUGACGGCAAUGCUGCCAGACAGGCGCUCAUGCGUGCGAGAAAUGACAUCAAUGUAGCCACAAACAUCUUACUUGAAUCGCAGGCUCAAUAGUUGAAGUCACUUUGUCAGAAAAUGGGGUGCAGGGUCCGGUAUGCUUCCAGAAAAUAGCCCCACGGAUAAUAAUGAUAGAAGAAAACCAUUGUAUUGCUUGUGGCUCUUAGCCCUCAUCGCAUAUGUUCACUAACAGGUGCUAUCCUGGUUCAGUGUUUCCAUUUGGCAGUGAGAAGCUCAUUCAUCAGUAUUAGUGGGUGCUGUUAUAUUGUAUGCCAUCAGAGAGGGAGAGCCUGCAAUAUUCCUCUGUCCAGAUAUUGAGAUGGAUGCUGAUAAUCAACCAAUGUCAAUGAUGGGUACCAUAAUGUAACUAUUUUUGAGGUUUUAAGAUAAGCACCAGUGACAUGUUUGCUACUGCACUUGAGGUCACGUUGUAGUUCAAAGACUUGCUGCAUGUCAUAUUUCAGCGACACACGCAUGUCCCAGUGAUUGCAUUGUCAUCGUGGGUUUAGGAUGUGUUUUAUUCUAACAACUUAUCAUGUUGUUGGACGUGCGUAUUUUGUACCGGAGAUGGCUGUAUGUACAGCUCUAAAUAGCUGCAUUGUCAUCAAUCUUGAAGAUGGACAGCUGUUAUGAUGCACCGUUUGGCAUCCAGUACGAGCCUCUCCUAAGAAUUGCGCUGUUUGUUUCCAAAGAUGAAUGACAUGGUGAUUAUUGAGGGCUGUACGGCUGGGAGAAAGCGGCUUGCUUCUAUCCUAGGGUGAAUUAAAACUUGCACUGCAGAAGAUCUAAACUCCUUGUGAUCAUCACAAUGAAAAAAUAAAGCGGCUUGCUGCUAUCUAAUCACUGUGCUCCUGUAUUCCCAGACAAUUAUAUCCUGUCAAAUUGGUUUCUACUUCCAUCUUUUUC